CACACACACACACACACACACACACACACACAGCGUGCACGAGCUAUUUCUAUUUCUGUCUUGGGUCGACCCCGACUAAAUGAGUUUUGUUGCUCUGUUUGAUUUCUCUUUCGGCACACUCUCGGGGUUCCAACUUAACUCCAGGUUUUGUUGGACUUUCACUGAAUACAAUUCACUUCAUCUGAGGUUUAAUAUAUUGUUAUUGCACUACUGUAGACUUUUUUUUGGGGGGUAGUAUUUUGGUGGAAAAAUCCUUUCCCCAGUCAGCUGUCACUGGAGGCAAGUGAACAGGAGUUUUAGAGCAGUUGAGGAACUCCAGCCUACAUUUACGCGCAGCUCUGAUCAGGGACAGGAGCGGAUUUCUCAAACUUUCUCAACAUCAUGGAAACCAACCCUAUACCGGUCCUAACCAUUCAAACAAGCCCGUUUGACGACCAGAGACCCGGGACAAACGGUUUGCGCAAGAAGACCACUGUAUUUGAGAGCAGAAAGAACUAUCUGCAGAACUAUAUUCAGAGUGUCCUGUCCUCCAUCGACCUGAGGGACCGUCAAGGAUGUACCAUGGUGGUGGGCAGUGAUGGGAGAUACUUCAGCCGAGCAGCAAUCGAGGUCAUUGUACAGAUGUCUGCUGCCAAUGGGAUAGGGCGCCUGGUGAUUGGGCACAAUGGCAUCCUGUCCACGCCGGCUGUCUCGUGCAUCAUCAGGAAGAUAAAAGCCAUUGGUGGUAUUAUUCUCACUGCCAGUCAUAGCCCAGGAGGCCCGGCUGGAGACUUCGGUGUCAAAUUCAAUGUAGCUAACGGAGGCCCUUCUCCAGACACAGUGAUGGAGAGGAUCUACCAGGUGAGCCGCACCCUGGAAGAAUUUGCCAUCUGCCCCGACCUACAUAUCGACCUGUCACGCCUGGGACGCCAAGAUUUCGAUCUAGAGAACAAGUUCAAGCCUUUUCGAGUUGAGAUUGUGGAUUCUGUUGAAAUCUACUUGAAUAUGUUACGUGGGAUCUUUGAUUUCGGUGCUAUUAAGAGUUUACUGACUGGUCCAGAGCAGCUGAAGAUCCGAAUAGAUGCAAUGAACGGAGUGAUGGGACCUUAUGUCAGAAGAAUCUUGUGUGACGAACUUGGUGCACCUGCAAACUCUGCAGUUAACUGUGUUCCUCUGGAGGAUUUUGGGGGGCAGCACCCCAACCCCAACCCUUCAUUUGCUGUAUCCUUGAUGGAGUCCAUGAAGGGCGGAGAGUUCGGUUUUGGUGCUGCAUUUGAUGCAGAUGGGGAUCGCUGUAUGAUCCUUGGUCAGAAUAGUUUCUUCGUAAACCCAUCAGACUCACUGGCAGUGAUGGCUGCCAACUUGUCCUGCAUUCCUUACUUCAGGCAAACGGGCAUCCGUGGCUUUGCUCGCAGCAUGCCCACCAGCACAGCUCUGGACAGGGUGGCCAAGGCCAUGAAGGUGGCUCUGUAUGAAACCCCUGCAGGCUGGAGGUUUUUCGGGAACCUGAUGGACUCGGGCAGGUGCUCUUUCUGUGGAGAGGAAAGCUUUGGAACAGGUUCAGACCACAUCAGGGAGAAGGACGGUCUUUGGUCAGUGCUGGUGUGGUUAUCCAUCAUGGCCGUGCGGAAGCAGGGGGUGGAAGAAAUAGUGAGGGACCACUGGGCUAAACUAGGCCGCAACUACUACUGCAGGUUUGAUUACGAGGGUGUAGAUCCCAGAGCUGCAUUUUACCUCAUGAGAGAUCUGGAGGCCAUGAUCACUGAUAAAGCCUUCACCAGUCAGAAGUUUGCUGUGGGAAACAACGUCUACGGUGUGGAGAAAACCGACAACUUUGAGUACAUCGACCCGGUGGAUGGCAGCGUAUCACGAAACCAGGGACUGAGGAUCGUGUUCACAGACUCGUCCCGCAUCGUGUUUCGGCUCAGCGGCUCUGGGGCAGGUGUGGGAGCCACCAUACGCAUCUACGCUGAGAGCUAUGAGAGAGACCCAGAGAGACACAGCAGGGAGACACAGGUUGUCCUGGGCCCUCUGAUCGCCAUCGCUCUAAAGAUCUCAAGCAUCCAUGAGCGGACAGGACGCAAAGGCCCCACCGUGAUCACCUGAUCUGAAUACCGAGACGCACGACAGGGGCCAAACCAUGAGACAGCCUUCUUCUGGGAUCCGCUCUCCAUGUCUUCCUCACGGUCUUUCACAGCCUCGCCCUCACUUUCCCCCUCCUCAAGCCGUGACUGCCUCUUGCUAGUCUGCACAACGUCCUGCUAUUUACAUUGUGUAUGUUUUUUGCUGCUGUUUCACAGACUAAACAAAGUUUCUCUCUCCCUCGCUUUCUCCUGUCCACCUGUCACUGUCUCAAAUGCAAAGAGAAAGCGUAGCUAUUCCAUUUUAUGAUGCCCCUUUACACAUGUGAAUCAUUAAAAUGUCUCUUUCACACUGCAUUUCUGCCACAGUUUUAUUCUUCAUGUAUAAACCAGUGCAAUGUUUUGGUUGUUCAGGUUUGUUUUAGAGUUCACCCGAGGAAACUGGCCAUUUUUAUGGUCUUGUUACAUUUUAACAUGUAGCACUGUUCCAUCCAGACAUUUACUGCUGUUGUAUCUCACGAAAACAAAUCAGUCAGAACUACGAAACAUACUCGUGUUGUGUCCUUAAAGCUGGAGGCCUGUCUAUGAAUUUAAACUCAACAUAUAGCCAGAGCUUUAUAGCAAAUGAAAGAGGAUUACUACUAACAGAGUGCACCUUUUAAUUUCAAAGUGCAGGUUUGUAUGAAUAUCACAGACAUUACGGAGUGUAGUAUAGCAUGAACAUUUAUUAUGAAUUUUAUUAAAUUAGAAAUUAAUCAUCAGUAGAAUUGCAACCUAAUGAAUGGAGUCAUCUCAUUCAUUUAUGGGUCAAAACUUUGGCAUGUGUCUGUGCAGUUCUUUAGCUGAACUCUUCUAACAUGAAGGACAAAACUGUAUUCAGUUCAAUGAGUCAAAUGUACGAGGGAGCAGUUUUAGGAACAUAUUUUAGGAAUGCAAUAUGAAACCUUGGAAAAUCUAAAAUGAAGGUCCAAAAUGCAAAGCGUUGCCUUGGGGAAGCAUGUUUUUUUUUUGGUGAAUUUUAUGUUAUAGCUUGUGGCCUGCUGUCACUGGGCUUAUGACCUGUUAUCACUGUGUUUUGUUUUCUUUUGAAAAGCAACCGCAAUACCAAUUUGUGAAUGUGAAUUUUUGAUCAGUGCUCCAACUUUUGAUUUAGUUCAACAGUUAGAAGCUUAAAAAAUAAUAGGGAUAAAAACAUAGUAAGGUAAAGCAAUGCUAAUGCCAUUGUAUUUAAUUUUGUAUCCGACGUUUUACUGAAGUAAACUGUUUUUUGUGUGUA
Messenger RNA from Ictalurus punctatus (channel catfish), 3336 nucleotides. It is a transcript of the gene pgm5, whose product is annotated as phosphoglucomutase 5. Gene Ontology annotation, biological process: striated muscle tissue development; myofibril assembly; carbohydrate metabolic process. The transcript is spliced from 11 exons. The coding region runs from base 382 to 2085 and encodes 567 amino acids. Gene Ontology annotation, molecular function: phosphoglucomutase activity. The record is from RefSeq and is a predicted model, not a curated record. Gene Ontology annotation, cellular component: adherens junction; cell-substrate junction; sarcolemma. NCBI's taxonomy places the organism in Eukaryota, Metazoa, Chordata, Actinopteri, Siluriformes, Ictaluridae.